Molecule: messenger RNA, 2115 nt
Organism: Hyaloperonospora brassicae
Lineage: Eukaryota; Oomycota; Peronosporomycetes; Peronosporales; Peronosporaceae
Source: the annotation of a GenBank genome assembly
AUGGUCUGCACCGCGAGUUCCGAUCAGUUGUGGGUUGCCACGUCGUCGCCGACCACAACGAGUCGCAGCAGUGCGCAAAGCCGACCACGUUCGUCGAGCAGAGACCGAUGGGACGAAGUCACUGAUGUCAACGACGCACGCGACGAAGAACUGGCCACGGCACUCGACCACGCGAGUCGAUUGACUACCGACGUGGUCGUGACCGACGACGACGGUCGUUGCCUCGCGAGUUCCAGACGCUGUCACGUUGCGGCAGGAGCAGACUGUGCGACGAGCGAAGACGAUGUUCGUCACUGUAGCACCGAUCCGGAAGCGGAACACGCUGGAGACGCUACUGCACGAGAGCAGCGGGUGGAGGACCAACUCGCGCGGGUGCUGGUGGACCUUGCAAGUGAGCAACGCAACGUCUGCUUGGCUGCAAAUGCAGGCAACGCACUGCUGGCGGAACUCGAUGCUGCACGGAACGAGCUCGACAGUGCGCAGGACGUCUUGGAGACUGUGCAGCUGGAGCGGGACGAAGCGGUGCGAGAGACGCAGCGGCUCUACGACCGGACCGUUGCUCUGGAGACGGCCUUGCAGCGCUACAACCACGAGUCGUGGAGCACGACGGGAUUACAGACAACACUCAGCCAUGAGCAGCAGCAGCAGCAGAUACUGUUACUUACCUCGUGCAGAGGCGUAGACCCAACCGACGCGUGCGAACAGUGCGCGACUCGAGGGGUCCGUAUGCUGCAACUUGAACAGCGUCUUGACGCGGUCAAUCGGCGGUGUUUGCAGUCGGAACUUGUUUGUGAACGGGAGCAGCUCCGCCGACAUGAGCUGGAGCAGGAGAGUGCCCAAUUGCAACAGCAGACCGACGAACAGCGUCUCGAGAUCCUACGCGCACGGAAAGAGUGUGAGCUCUUGACAGCGCAGUCCGAACAGCAAACACAGGAGCUUGACAGUGCGCGAGCGGGACGAGACACGUUGCGUCGCACCGUGCGACGAUUGGAAGGCGAAACCAAUGAGCUCCGAGCGCGCGUGUCGGCUUGUGACGAGUGCAUUCAGAAGCUUGAGGCGUGCAAAGCUCGCGCAACGACUCAGCUGCAGGUAGCAGAGAACUGCACAGCAAGCGCGCGCGUCGAGGCAGGGCGUGCUACAAAGACGCUGGAGCACUUCCAAAAGCAGUUCAUGCAGGUACUUGAGCAGCAGCAGCGCGAACGGGAAAGCAGCACCGGAUGGGGUCGCAGCUACGAUGCCGACGUGGACUUGUGCGAGAGCAAAGUCAUGGAGCAGCUCUUGCAGGACGCCACGCGGGAGGUUGCAGCUCUGCGUCUGGAAAAUCGGGUCCUUCGUCAACGACACUCGUCACGAAGCAGAUCAGACGAGAGGCAGGUGCGAGACCAGAGACGCAAGUUGUUGGGCUCGGACAACAGGGACAGCUCCAUCACGACUGCUGCGUGUGUGCUGGCACUUGACAGCCACGAUCGUGAGCAUGGCGACCCGGCGAAGAGCAAACGUGACAGUCGCACAGAGCCACAUGUGUCGUCAGACUUGCAGCGAUCGUCACUCGAGCGUGAUACGAGCGGCUCAAUUGUAGCACCCGCCAACAGGUUACCAUCAGACGAGGAGCUCCGACGGAAGAUGUCUUGGACAAUCGACUGGGUCGACAACACACCCUCGGUACGCGACGAUGCUGCAGCGAAGAACGACGAAAACCGUGCAGCGUUGCACGCUCACAAACAAGCAGGUCCAACACCGCGCGCCGUCGAGCCAAAGCCCGAGCAUUGCGAUGUGGUGCGUCACGAGAAGCAGCUCGAGAUCGAACGGGACACAGACUCGGAGCUUUCCACCAGCACGACGUCGUCACAAGUGAAAAGACCCGUCAAGCUCUCGACUCGCUGUCGAGUCACUGACCACGGCAGCACCUUCGACGCGUAUGACCGCAAAAUUGAGGAAGCUGGUCGUCUAUCGAUCGCUGGCGAGAAUGUGUACACGCGAGUUCGUAGACUGUCCGUCGAGGAGUUAAGAGGGGCGGGACUGGAGUCUCCACCCAGUUCUCCACUGUACUUUGGUCUGUCGUUCAUCGCGUGCGCCACCGCAGCUACAGCUGCCAGUCUUCUCGCUCGACGGUGA